UGUCUGUGUUGCAGGCAUGAUGGGAGUGUUCCAGACCAGCCUCCUCCUGUGUCUUCUCAGUGGAAGCCUCCAUCUGAACGAGGCUGCAGACAACGCUUGGGGAGUAAACUAUGGGCUGAUGGAGGUGACUGCAACAGAGGGAGCAGAGGUGGAACUCCCCUGCACUUUCUGGUUCCCCUCAGGACAAGGACCCGUUGUACGACAAUGGUGGCUGAGAGAUGGAAAAAAAGCCACAGCAGAUAACAUCGUCUACAGCUACACGCCAACACAGGUGGCUGUGAGCUACAUAGAGCGGACCUCCUUGAGCUGCGCUCUCAAGAUCAAGAAUGUCGCAGUCUCAGAUGCCACCACCUACUACUUCAGAUUUGAGUUGGAGACCGAGGGAUACACUGGGACACCAGGAGUUCAGCUUCGUGUGAAAUGCGGUGCUGGGUUGACUGCUGACUUUGCGAGCUACAGGCCCUCGGUGGCGGUGCGGGAGGGAGACCGGGUGCUUCUGCCCUGCGCCUUCUGCUUCUCGUGGAGUCGCAGUGACCACGGCGUGAAGGGCUUCUGGCUCAUUAACGAUGCCUUUGACGAGACAAAGACAGAGAACAUCGUCUACAGCUCAGUGAGCAACACCAGCCCCAUAGAUGGGUACAGGGGGAGAGUGGCGCUGGUGGGGAAUCUGAGGUCGGGGAGCUGCUCCCUGGAGAUCAGAGACGUGAGGAUGGGAGACUCGAAGACAUAUUUCUUCCGCGCUAUCAUCGAUCUAACUAAGUUCAGUGACGGUGCAGGCAUUGCAAUAACAGUCUUUAACAGGUCAUUCACUCCCAAGACUGAGGGAAGCAAGAGACUGAUCAAGAAAGUGGGGACACGAGCCACUCUGAACUGCAGAACCACGAGCUCCCAGCAAGCAGUCAACUUUCAGUGGUGGAAGUACAGAUCAGACGGUCAGUACGAGAGGUUGUCCGAGAGCAGCAGGCAUCUGAUCUUGGAAGCUGUGGCUGUAAAAGACGUGGGCUGGUACGAAUGUGAUGCGUGGAGCUCAACAACAAACAGCGAAGAUUCAUGGACGGAGCUGCAGGUUUUCUCCUUUCUACGGGCCCAGUCAGUGCUCCGUGCCACCGUGCUGGCCACCCUGGGCUGCAGCGUGGACACCGUGGUCCCCAUGGACUCUGUCACCAUCCGCUGGGUCUUGGACGACGUCGUCAAGUGGACAAACUCAAGUGGACAAACUCAGUUUAACACGUGGACAAACUCAACCUCCCGGAGUCAAUCUCCAGACGGGACGUUUACCGUGACGAACCGGCUCAGCUUCACCCCAUCAGCCGAGGACAAUGGAAGGAAAUGUCGCUGUGAGGCUUCGGGAGGCGACCUGGCCUCAACGAUGGUCCAAAAAUUCAUCCUGGACGUGAAGUACGCCCCGGUGAACACAACGGCAUCUGUUCAUUCUGCUCCUCGUCUCCCGAGGGUGGAGUCUGGUGACGACGUCACCUUGAAGUGCCUCGCCCACGGUAACCCGAAUUUUACGUCGUUCAGCUGGAGCAGGGAGCCACCAAGCGGCCGCCAGCUCCUCCAUAAUCACACAGAUGGCGCCUGGCUUCUGAAGAACGUCACGGCGGAGGACUCGGGGCGCUACGUCUGCGUGGCGUCUAAUAGCGAGGGCCCCGGGACUCCCGCUCACCUCGACCUGGACGUGCAGUAUGCACCGGUGGUGGUGAACGUGUCUCAAGAUGAGACGUGUGGGGGUGGAGGUGACCUGUGCCUCCGAUGUGAGGUGAAGGCAAAUCCUCGUGCCAACAUCACCUGGAGGCACGUGGGGAGCGAUGCAUCUCAAUGGAUCAAGACCCAGGAUGGGGAUGGAACCAUGACCCGGAGCUCCGUGGUCAUGAAGCGAUCACAGGAGCUGAAUGUGACCUGUGUGGCGACAAACGAAGUCGGCGAGACUGAGGCCAUGUUUCACAUUCAAGGGCCGGUGUCUGCAUCCUGGGCCCUGCACGUGGCGACCGGUGUGGGGGUCGCCCUCCUCCUGCUGCUGCUUCUCUCCGCGCUCUGCUGGCGAGGAGGAGUGCUGGCCGCCAUGAUGAAACGUCGCAAGGCGGAGCCAGCUGCUCUCUUUCAACUCGGAGACCACAUGGGGCCUGAUGGAGGAGCAAUGGAGGCUCACGAGAGGGUGGCACAGCCCAGCGCGGAUGGAUCGGCAGGAGAUGGAGCCCUGUCCAUGGCAGUCUCCCAGUUGCCACUCUACUGCAAUCUGCGGAGGGAGCUGGACCCGGGCCCCUGCUCUCAGCCACACCCCCGUAUACAUCUCCCUGGUGACUCAGCGGGGCCCUCAGUCCCAAAUGCCAACACUGACUGCCUGUACAGCGUCGUGGGCAUGGCCGCCCAGGCUGAGGAACCUCAGCCCGGGGCCCUGUACAGCGAAGUGAACCGCAAGCGAGCCACGCCAGGGCCCACAAGCGAGGAGGCCACCCUCUACAGCACGGUGCGCCCGACGGGCGCUGGUGGCCACCGCGGUCCAUCCGCUAGCGCCAGCGGUGCUACAGUUGGAGAGGGAGGGGGGGCGGCGACCGCUGGCGGCGUUGAAGAUGCGGAUGAGCAGACGGAUACGCUGGUGUACGCCAGCCUGGAUUUUGGCGCAACCUCGGGUCUCCCUUGAGGGAAUCGAAAAUCAAAAGCUGCUUCUGCGGCAUUGUCAUGCUGCACAAGUCAUGGAGAUGGCAUGACUCUGGCGGAGCCAAUGACUGGAGUUAACCCACACCUCAUGUGCUCACCUUGAAAUAUAAUGGGAUAACUUUAUUGAGCAUGUCUGGUUAAAUUCUAGAAUACGUACUGCCCUUAUCACAGCCAUCUGCUCGUGGGUUUCAACAGCAAAUAAAUUUGCUGUGCUCUUUAUCACGAAGUAAAAUGCCCACCAGAGGGAUCUAGUAUCAGAAUCUUAAUUUAUCCUGGAGAAAUCCGAUGAGCUAUGAAGCCCUUUUUCAAAAGUUAUCCAGUAGCCUACAGGAUUGUGUUGGUGGCGUGCGCAUAGCUCAGUUAGGGCCACUACUGAUUGGCUCGUGUGGGCUGUGAGGCUGGGCAGCCGGAUCAGAGAUCCCAGACUGCUAACCAACUUGGAUGAGAAUACGUUUAUUGUUUAUUUACUUGUCAGACAGUUAUCUUAAAUUUAGAAGAAAUUAAAUCGUAUAUUUUGAGUGUGGCAUCAUUUUGUGAAAACAAAAGUCAUACAAAGAGUGGGUUUGUUGCUCUUGUGCGUGCGGCCAGGGGACUCACACCUACACUUUUCCGACUGUCGGGGAUAAUGUGGAACCAAUGAUUUAUUGUGUAAAACGCAUUGGGCGAUGGAGGUCCUCAGCAUGGGCCUGGGUGGCUCUUUGGGGGUUUAUUUAGCCACGGGUUAACGAGUUGAAAGGGGAAGUGUAUUGGCUUCUUUUGAUAGGAUUUGCUGCCUGUUUAUUGGACAACUGUUCCAUUCACGAAUAGGAUCGACUGUACUGUAAAAUGCAGUUUUUAGUUGAAAAAAAAUAUUAAAGUUUUAUAGAUAUUAGGUAAAGGGUUAAAUGUAAAAAGACUGUUUUAUUUGCUUGGGGAAUGAGGCACUUUGGUGGCUCUAGCAACAUCAAACAGCGGCUCCGAAGCUUCAGCAACAGUAGAUGCAGAAAUGGGUGCAGUUGCAUGAGUGUGGCAUCAGGUUCUGGAUGUUCACCAAUUCAGACGAUUGAUCACGUGUCAAAAAGUGUCCAGUUGUGUGCUUUCGUGUCAUUUCGGUGGAAGUAUCCCAAAUCAAAAGUAUUGUAUCAAUGUUUUUUACGAGAAUAAACUGAUUUUGCAA
Messenger RNA from Lethenteron reissneri (Far Eastern brook lamprey), 3814 nucleotides. RefSeq names its product B-cell receptor CD22-like. Lineage: Eukaryota; Metazoa; Chordata; Hyperoartia; Petromyzontiformes; Petromyzontidae. The record is from RefSeq and is a predicted model, not a curated record.